Molecule: messenger RNA, 1937 nt
Organism: Adelges cooleyi (spruce gall adelgid)
Lineage: Eukaryota; Metazoa; Arthropoda; Insecta; Hemiptera; Adelgidae
Exons: 7
Coding region: 252-1718 (488 amino acids)
Source: RefSeq, a predicted model, not a curated record
GAUUGUUCGCACAUCAGUGUAUAAUAACACUUUAUUAUUGUUGAAAUUUAAUAAUAACAUCAUCGUUAAUCGUAGACGAGCGUGUUGUAAACCGACACAGUAUUUUGUUAUUCGUAUGUGCGUGUGUGUGUGUGCAUUAACCAGCCGAUAAUAUUAUUAAAUAAAGGAAAAGAAUAUUUCGGCCGACCGAUGUUGGGCCUAGUCCGCGUUGCUUCGGCGAGUCGGCUGCCUUGAUUGAAUCGUAUAUUGACAUGAAUAACAGAAAUGAACCCAACGAACCUGGCACCAGCCGUGGACCCGCCGAUCAAAACCCAGCCGAUUGUCCAAAAAAAGAAGCAUCCAGGCUAAACAACAAUGUAGUAAACGGCUACGGCGACACACAGUGCUGUGCCAACUGCGAUAGCGCUGCACGACGGGACCACAUGAUUGCCGCCAGUCUGGUGUACUGCGAUCAGGAAGAGAGCGAUACGGACGAUGACUGUUGUUAUUACAGGUACCGGGGCGACAGACGGGAGCCGGCCGUCGACGAUAGGUUACGGGUGGACGAUAGAAGUGCAUCGCCCUUGAUGGACUACCUCGAGAUGGAUUUCGAUCCUGAACCCACGGUCGAAAACGAAUCUGAAAACGAAGAGCUCGACGCACCCGACCCAGUCGCCCAUCAAACAAAUCCAAUGAUUGAUUCCGACGUACCGAUGCCGAGCUGUUCGGGUGUUAGUAGCGUGAAAGAAUGUAAUAACUGUGAGAACAAAAACAGUAUGAACAAUUCUAACAUUUCGCAACCGACCGCUAGCUCGAGUUUACAGUUUACCGAUAUCUACAACAACAUCAAAGAAGAACGCAACGGAUGUAUUAGGCGUAAUGCAGACGCUAUGGAGGUUUGCCAAAACAUGAAGAGAAUGCGAGUAGACGAUUUGGGUUGGGUGAAAGAAAUGGUCUGGUCUGAAAAAGAAGCAGCCCAACGGCAAGUGAGCCAAAUCGGAGUGUCAGCCUGUGGGGCCACCGCUGUUAUAAAUGCUCUCUUGGCUUUACGGAUACCGUUUAGUACAGACCGCGUUGUCAGGACUAUAAGUACACGUUUACGUAACGAGACAGGACCGUUAGUGUCCUAUCUAGAGUCUCGUUCCGUGGCCGGUUGUAUGGCCGAAGAUCUUGUUAGAACGUUGGAGACCGCAACGGAUUCUCUAGUCAGUGCCAGAUUUUUCGCCACCAACCCCAUAAUGGACGUUCCGUUGGCCACCUGGUUGGCUGGUUGGAUAAAAAAAGGCGCCGUGCCAAUAUUGACGUUGAACCUUCAACGAGGAGUGAAAUCUCUCGUACCGGACAGUUGGCAUCAUCAAAUGGUGUACGGCGUCUCUUACAACCCUUUACGGCCCGACGAGUGUGCUCAGAUUUACAUGUCCAAUCCUCUCACUAUGGCGUCUGUAGAAUCUUUGCGUCCACAGCUGUUCUCUCCCUCGUUGUUGAUGGUACGAAGGACGGACGUUCUAUCCAGAUGGACACCACACACAGAUCUCAUGUCUUUGGCUUCGCAUCCCGAUCCUUGUUGGCACGCAUAUAACGUAUUAGGACAAGUAGUAAAUCUCAUUAGAGAAGAACAAGAAGGUGUCCAAUUUACCAAACACAUUGUGAUCCCGGCCAGCUAUAAGAGCGGUAUAACGUUAGCUUUACAAACGGCGUCAAAUUAUAGCCAUGAAUUGAAAUCUGUGCCAGAACUGUAGAUACCAAAAAAAAAGUUAUAUAUAUUGGCAAUAAUUGACCAGAUUUCAACUAAAUACACUAUGGUGCAACCGCAAUAUGCAAUUAUAAUUAGUUAUAAUUAUUUUUGUGUCAUACUAUUCUUAUAUUUUUUAAAUAGUUGUGUAUAAUAAUAAUUGUUAAUCAACCAAAGUUUUUAGACCACGACAGUCACUUAUUAUUAUAAUUAUUAUUAUUGACUU